Messenger RNA from Scheffersomyces stipitis CBS 6054, 339 nucleotides. RefSeq names its product DNA-directed RNA polymerase II core subunit (gene RPB9). The record is from RefSeq and is a predicted model, not a curated record. Gene Ontology annotation, biological process: DNA-templated transcription; transcription initiation at RNA polymerase II promoter; transcription-coupled nucleotide-excision repair. The coding region runs from base 1 to 339 and encodes 112 amino acids. Lineage: Eukaryota; Fungi; Ascomycota; Pichiomycetes; Serinales; Debaryomycetaceae. The transcript has a single exon. Gene Ontology annotation, cellular component: RNA polymerase II, core complex. Gene Ontology annotation, molecular function: nucleic acid binding; DNA-directed RNA polymerase activity; zinc ion binding.
AUGGCCUCGUUCCGUUUCUGCGCAGAAUGCAACAACAUGUUAUAUCCAAAAGAAGACAAGGAUGGCCAGAGAUUACUCUAUGCCUGUCGUAAUUGUGGCUAUACUGAGUUGGCAGAAAACCCAAAAGUGUACAGACACGAGUUGAUUACAAACAUCGGAGAAACUGCUGGGGUUGUCCAGGACAUUGGAAGUGAUCCUACUUUACCCAGAUCUGAUAAGGAAUGUACAAAAUGUGGUAACAAAGAGUGUGUUUUCUUCCAGUCACAACAGAGAAGAAAGGAUACCUCUAUGAUAUUGUUUUAUGUCUGCUUGAACUGUAAGACAGUUUUCCAGGCGUAA